Didymodactylos carnosus is the source of this 612-nucleotide messenger RNA. NCBI's taxonomy places the organism in Eukaryota, Metazoa, Rotifera, Eurotatoria, Philodinida, Philodinidae. The record is from the annotation of a GenBank genome assembly.
AUGCGCUCGUAUUCAUGCUAUAUUCUAUUCCUUGUUAUCUAUGCAACAAAGAUUUUUGGUGAUGUUGAAACACCAUCGUAUGAUAUAAUUACAAAAACAAAUAUCUAUGAAAUUCGACAAUAUCAGAAACAGCUGUGGGCUCGAAACACUUAUCAUGUCUCACCGAAUACAGAUUUUUUUCAAGAUACGGCGAAAGGAUUUCAACCAUUGUUUCAGUACAUCAGCGGUCUCAAUGAAAAACAACAAAAAAUAGCCAUGACAGCUCCAGUUGUGACAAAGCAGAAUACUGGUGGUAAUCAUGUCGAACGACACAUGGCCUUCAUCAUGUCUCCAUCGAUAUUCACAUCGUUAAAUCAACUACCACAGCCAAUUGAUCAACGAGUGAAACUAAUUGAAGUUGAUAAUGAUCAGCGAUUAGCUUGUAUACGAUUCAGUGGAAAUAUGUAUUCGGAUACAAUAGCUCAAAAAGAACAAGAGCUACGCAAAGCAGUCGAACAAGAUGGAGUAAAGGUUGAACCAAAGAAAGACCAAAUUCAGUAUUUUGACUAUAAUCCACCAUGGACACUGGCGCAAGAGAGACGAAAUGAAAUAUGCAUCAUAGUCGUUACAUAA